This is a messenger RNA of Nelumbo nucifera (sacred lotus), 1514 nucleotides long. RefSeq names its product FAM10 family protein At4g22670-like. Gene Ontology annotation, cellular component: histone deacetylase complex. Lineage: Eukaryota; Viridiplantae; Streptophyta; Magnoliopsida; Proteales; Nelumbonaceae. Gene Ontology annotation, molecular function: protein dimerization activity; Hsp70 protein binding. The record is from RefSeq and is a predicted model, not a curated record.
CUGAACCAGAUCUUUUGUCGCUGCCUCGUCAACUUCCCGUUUGUUAUAGAAAGUGGAAACCGAAGAGAAACAGAGAACUGCGAAAUAUCCCGCUCGCUUUUCCUAUUGAGAAGACGCCAUGGAUGCGGCGAAGGUGACCCAGUUGAAGCUCUUCAUCGAACAAUGCAAGUCCAAUCCUUCCAUUCUCAGCGAUCCUUCCAUUUCCUUCUUCCGAGAUUACCUCGAGAGUCUCGGCGCUAAACUUCCUCCCCCAGCUUACAAGCAUGGCGAGUCACCUCCAACGCGCAGCUCGAAAACCCAAAUGGUGAAUGAGAGCGACGAGGAGAUGGAUGACCUAGAAGGUAAGGGCUCUCACCCAGAAGGAUCAACUACAGCUGAUGAAGGAUACGAGAGUGAACUUAUCGAAUCGGACAUCGAGCUUGAAGGAGAGACUCUAGAGCCGGACAAUGAUCCUCCACAGAAGAUGGGAGACCCGUCUGUUGAGGUUACGGACGAUAACCGUGAUGCGUCUCAAGCAGCCAAGGCACAAGCCAUGGAAGCAAUUUCAGAGGGUAAGCUGGGGGAAGCAAUCGACCAUCUAACGGAGGCAAUUUUGCUGAAUCCAAUGUCUGCGAUAAUGUAUGCAACCAGAGCUAGCGUGUAUAUCAAAAUGAAGAAACCUAAUGCUGCAAUUAGGGAUGCCAAUGCAGCGUUGGAGAUCAAUCCUGAUUCUGCUAAAGGUUACAAGUCUCGUGGUAUUGCACGAUCAAUGCUUGGCCAAUGGGAGGAGGCUGCUGUGGACCUUCACUUAGCAUCAAAAUUAGAUUAUGAUGAGGAAAUCAAUGCAGUACUUAAGAAGGUUGAGCCCAAUGCUCAUAAGAUUGAAGAACACCGUAGGAAGUAUGAAAGGUUGCGCAAGGAGAGAGAAGAGAAGAGAAUUGAGCGUGAGAGACAACGUCGAAAGGCCGAAGCUCAGGCUGCAUACGAGAAGGCCAAAAAGCAGGAGCAGUCAUCUUCAAGUAGAAAGCCUGGAGGCAUGCCUGGUGGAUUCCCUGGUGGAAUGCCCGGGGGCUUUCCUGGGGGUAUGCCUGGAGGGUUUCCAGGUGGAAUGCCUGGAAAUAUUGAUAUGAGCAAAAUCCUGAAUGAUCCUGAGUUGAUGGCAGCAUUCAAGGAUCCAGAAGUCAUGGCUGCUCUUCAAGAUGUAAUGAAGAACCCUGCUAAUCUUGCAAAGCACCAGGCCAAUCCCAAGGUGGCUCCUAUCAUUGCAAAGAUGAUGAGCAAAUUUGCGGGACCUAAAUAAAUAAUGUUGGAGGAUGAGAUCAGUCCCAUGGGAGCUCCCAACUUCGGCGUUGCUUGAUUAUGAUCGUGUGCAUAAGUCACCAUGUUUACUCGGAACAGACUCGGAAGUCGGAACGUUCUACUAGCAUAAGCCCAUUUUUACAUUUGGUUAACAAAUUUUUAUUCAAAGUGCUGAAAAAUUUAUAGGUAAGGAUUAUUGUUCCUGUCCUAGAGUUUAAUGGCAUGCAUGAUAGGGA